UGAUGGAGGCUUCACCUCACUGUUAUUCUAACACACAGACUGGAGGGGCAUGACACAGCCUGUGACUGGUAGAUAUUCAGCCACACCAUCAUGUGGGGAUCUGUCAUUAAGCAGUGGUAGUGACCAGGGGUGGACUGACCAUUUGAAAACUCGGGCACUGCCCGAGGGCCCGGGGUCAGUAGGGGGCCCCAUGAGAUGCCCCUGGUACCUUUUUCAUAGGCUUUUUUGAGUUUGGGCAAGGACACAGGGGCCCCAUGAUCCCCUAUUGCCCAGGGGCCCCAUGA
This is a messenger RNA of Staurois parvus, 284 nucleotides long. The record is from the annotation of a GenBank genome assembly. NCBI's taxonomy places the organism in Eukaryota, Metazoa, Chordata, Amphibia, Anura, Ranidae.